Messenger RNA from Hibiscus syriacus, 1588 nucleotides. RefSeq names its product sugar transport protein 14-like. Gene Ontology annotation, molecular function: monosaccharide transmembrane transporter activity. The record is from RefSeq and is a predicted model, not a curated record. The transcript has 4 exons. Gene Ontology annotation, cellular component: membrane. Gene Ontology annotation, biological process: monosaccharide transmembrane transport. Bases 42 to 1583 code for a protein of 513 amino acids. NCBI's taxonomy places the organism in Eukaryota, Viridiplantae, Streptophyta, Magnoliopsida, Malvales, Malvaceae.
AAUACCCAGAGUUUAGAUUUUUGUUUACUGCAUUUUCCGCCAUGGCGGGUGGAGGUUUUGGCAAUGAAGGAGGGAGUUUGAAGAGAGCUCAUCUGUAUGAAUACAGGAUUACCAAUUACUUUAUAUUUGCUUGCCUCGUUGGUUCUACUGGGGGAUCUCUUUUUGGUUAUGAUCUUGGUGUUUCUGGUGGAGUGACUUCCAUGGAUGAUUUCUUGAAGGAUUUUUUCCCAAAGAUAUAUAGAAGGAAGCAGGCACAUCUCCAUGAAACUGACUACUGCAAAUAUGACAACCAGCUGCUCACUCUUUUCACGUCAUCGUUGUACUUUGCCGGUCUCGUCUCCACGUUUGGAGCCUCCUAUGUAACGAGGCAGAAAGGACGUCGAGCGAGCAUCCUCGUCGGUGCCGUCAGCUUCUUCCUCGGAGGAGUCAUCAAUGCAGCUGCGGUUAAUAUCACAAUGUUGAUCAUAGGACGGAUUCUUCUCGGUGCAGGCAUUGGAUUUGGGAAUCAAGCAGUUCCCUUGUACCUUUCCGAGAUGGCUCCGGCGAAGCAUCGUGGAGCGGUGAACCAGCUUUUCCAAUUCACAACCUGCAUGGGAAUCCUUGUAGCAAACCUGAUCAACUAUAAAACAGAUAAGAUCCAUCCAUGGGGUUGGAGAUUAUCUCUUGGCUUAGCUACUGUCCCGGCUACACUGAUGUUUAUCGGCGGCCUUGCGUUACCGGAGACGCCUAACAGCCUCGUAGAACAAGGAAAACUUGAAGAGGCAAAAAGGGUGUUGAUAAAAGUUCGGGGUACCCCCAAUGUCGAAGCCGAAUUUGCUGAUCUUAUAGAGGCCAGCGAUGCAGCACGGGCAAUAAAGCAUCCGUUCAGGAACUUGCUGCAGAGGAAGAAUCGUCCGCAGUUGGUAUUAGGGGCUUUAGGAAUCCCGGCUUUCCAACAGCUUACCGGCAUGAACUCGAUUCUCUUCUAUGCUCCUGUCAUGUUUCAGACCUUGGGGUUUGGCUCAGGGGCAUCCCUCAUAUCCUCUGUCUUAACGAGUGGAAUGCUUGUCCUAGCAACACUCGUUUCAAUGGCGUUUGUGGACAGAUUUGGAAGAAGAGCUUUCUUUUUGGAAGCCGGUACAGAGAUGUUCUGCUACAUGAUUGCGGUGGCUGUAACUCUGGCCCUUAAGUUUGGAGAAGGAGAAAAACUUCCACAAGCCAUUGGUUGGUUCCUUGUGGUGAUCAUCUGCUUAUUCGUCUUUGCUUACGGACGGUCAUGGGGUCCCCUAGGAUGGCUAGUUCCGAGCGAGCUCUUCCCGUUAGAGACUAGAUCAGCUGGCCAAAGCAUGGUGGUCUGUGUCAACCUGCUCUUCACAGCUUUGAUAGCACAGUGCUUCUUGGUGUCGCUUUGUCACCUCGAGUAUGGGAUUUUCUUGCUAUUCGCUGGGUUGAUAUUCAUAAUGAGCAGCUUCAUUUUCUUCCUCUUGCCGGAAACAAAGCGAGUUCCGAUCGAGGAAGUGUAUCUUCUCUGGAAGGAUCAUUGGUUCUGGAAGAGAUAUGUCGAAGACGACGACGAAAAGUACAGCAAAAAGCCUACUAUGUAAUAUCA